AUGGCACCCAUCCGCAUUCCGUCCGGCAGCUACACGAAUUCGAGCGCUGUAUCUGCGGGCGCUUCCACGGCGCCUCCAUCCUCCGGAUGGGACUACAUCCUCAAGUUCAUCCUUAUCGGUGACUCUUCGGUGGGAAAAUCCUCGCUCUUAGUUCGAUUGACCGACGACCGGUUUCUCACCGACCCAGAUCCCACGAUCGGAGUCGAGUUCGGCUCGCAUCUGAUAAGGCUCGACAAUGGAGAAACGGUGAAAGUGCAAGUAUGGGAUACAGCCGGUUCCGAGUCGUUCCGGUCCAUCACUCGAUCGUACUACCGCGGUGCAGCUGGAGCAUUGUUGGUAUACGACGUAACACACCGAGCUAGUUUCCUGAACGUCAAAGCUUGGUUGGACGACGUUAGAGCGCAUGCCGAGGAGAAGGUCAGUGUGGUUCUCGUCGGCAACAUGUACGACCUGGUCGAAGACGAGACACCGACUCGCGAGGCCGAGCAAGAGCAAGAGCAAGAGCCGCACGACGUGCAGUCGAGUGUUGAGAGAAAACGGACUGAUCGGAGGCGAAGCAAAGGUAGCAGGAGGCAAGUGACGUAUCAAGAAGCUGCCGAGCUGGCGGAAAGGGAAGGACUGUUGUUCUUGGAAGCGAGUGCGAAGACGGGUUACAACGUGGUAGAGGCAUUUACGAGAGCGGCGAAAGAUGUGCAUUCCAAGUUUUCACAGGACGACAAUGGAGCAGGAUCACCAGACGCACGAGGCGAAGCGGGGUCGGGAGCCAGGUACGACAGUGCGACGCUUGGCAAAAGGAGCAGGAUGAGAGCGAGGGCAGGAGGCAGGACGUCCGGAACGGUGAGUCUCGACCAGCAGACGGCGCAGCCGCAAGCCAAGAGAAACGUCAGUGGACUUUCUUUCAGGAGUCUCACUGGUGGUGGUGGUGGUGCAAAUGUAGGACAGCACGACGCGGCCGCAGACGCAGAUGCAGACGCAGACGCAGACGGCGCGGAUGCAGUGGGUCAAGCAAGAGCAGCAACUUCAGAAUGCUGCGUUAUUUGCUAG
Mycosarcoma maydis (corn smut) is the source of this 1044-nucleotide messenger RNA. RefSeq lists its product as uncharacterized. Gene Ontology annotation, cellular component: endosome. The record is from RefSeq and is a predicted model, not a curated record. Bases 1 to 1044 code for a protein of 347 amino acids. Gene Ontology annotation, molecular function: GTPase activity; GTP binding. The transcript has a single exon. NCBI's taxonomy places the organism in Eukaryota, Fungi, Basidiomycota, Ustilaginomycetes, Ustilaginales. Gene Ontology annotation, biological process: regulation of endocytosis.